GCCCUGGUGUGCUUGUUUUCCCUUUGGAAUAUGAGACUGCUGUGGCUCCCCAGCUCUUGGCUGGGUUUGUGUUGCUGUGUGCAGCAGUGACUGCUGCUGGCCUACCCCACUUUUGCCUUGCUGGUCACCUCCUGAGUGUUGAGUGUCUAAGAGCCGUUGGCUGCACUGAAACGUUUGGCUCUUUCUCUUAGUAACAGCUUUUUACAUUCUGCCUCAAUUCCUCUCCAAUCUAAUCACUUGCAAUUGCCCCCUCCCCCCAUCAUAUAUCUCUUGGAUUUACCCCCCUCCUCUCCCCAGCUCUGCACCCCCACCCCCACCCCUUUUUUCACCAGGGUAAUAACUGCAUAUUACCAGGCUUUGGAGCUGUGUAUCUGCUUGGGGAGGGAGCUGCUUAUCUUUGCAACAAAAUCAAGGUUUUCUUCUCCGAACGCAUCUAUAUCCAUUAAAAUACUCAAGGUGGGUCUUUUAAAACUGAUAAACAAUCUCAAGAACAUCAAACUAUUUCUUAAUUUUCUCUGUUGUAAUAUUGGUGUGUAGGCAGCCAUCUUAGUGCAUUGUGUCUAAACAUUCAGAAGGAGCCAGUGCUACACAUUAGAACUGCUUUCAGGGAACAACCACCGUUUGCUGUGAACUCAUGGUUUAAGUGGGCAUAAAGAUGAGUAUAAGCAGUGAUGAGGUUAACUUCCUGGUGUACAGAUACUUGCAAGAAUCUGGGUUUUCCCAUUCGGCAUUCACUUUUGGUAUAGAAAGCCAUAUCAGCCAGUCUAAUAUCAAUGGUGCCCUGGUGCCACCUGCUGCUUUAAUUUCCAUCAUUCAAAAAGGACUGCAGUACGUGGAGGCAGAAGUCAGCAUUAAUGAGGAUGGUACCCUCUUCGAUGGCAGGCCUAUCGAAUCUCUGUCCCUUAUUGAUGCAGUUAUGCCUGACGUAGUACAAACAAGGCAGCAGGCUUACAGAGACAAGCUUGCACAACAACAAGCUGCCGCUGCUGCUGCUGCUGCUGCUGCAGCAGCCGCCGCCGCAGCAGCAGCUACAUCAAACAAUCAGCAACCACCUGCAAAAAAUGGGGAAAACACAGCUAACGGGGAGGAAAAUGGAGGACAUGCACUAGCAAAUAAUCACACUGACAUGAUGGAAGUUGAUGGAGAUGUUGAAAUUCCAUCAAGUAAGGCAGUGGUAUUACGUGGUCAUGAAUCAGAGGUGUUUAUUUGUGCUUGGAACCCAGUUAGUGACCUGCUGGCAUCAGGGUCAGGAGACUCAACAGCCCGAAUAUGGAAUCUUAGUGAAAACAGUACUAGUGGUUCAACACAGCUUGUACUUCGACACUGUAUACGAGAAGGAGGGCAAGACGUUCCAAGUAAUAAGGAUGUAACUUCAUUAGACUGGAAUAGUGAAGGGACACUUUUAGCAACUGGGUCUUACGAUGGCUUUGCCAGAAUAUGGACUAAAGAUGGAAAUCUUGCAAGCACGUUGGGGCAACAUAAAGGACCCAUAUUUGCAUUGAAAUGGAACAAGAAAGGCAACUUUAUAUUAAGUGCAGGUGUAGACAAGACAACCAUUAUCUGGGAUGCUCACACAGGGGAAGCAAAGCAGCAGUUUCCUUUUCAUUCUGCACCAGCAUUAGAUGUGGAUUGGCAAAGCAACAACACAUUUGCAUCAUGCAGUACAGAUAUGUGCAUCCAUGUCUGUAAACUUGGCCAAGAUAGGCCAAUAAAAACAUUCCAGGGACACACAAAUGAAGUAAAUGCAAUAAAGUGGGAUCCUACUGGUAACCUCCUGGCAUCGUGCUCUGAUGACAUGACAUUAAAGAUAUGGAGUAUGAAGCACGACACUUGUGUUCAUGAUUUGCAAGCGCACAACAAAGAGAUAUAUACUAUUAAAUGGAGUCCUACUGGGCCGGGAACAAACAAUCCAAAUGCUAACCUAAUGCUAGCAAGUGCUUCAUUUGAUUCUACAGUUCGGUUGUGGGAUGUAGACAGAGGAAUCUGCAUUCAUACGCUGACUAAACAUCAGGAGCCCGUGUACAGUGUAGCCUUUAGUCCAGAUGGCCGUUACUUGGCCAGUGGUUCAUUUGACAAAUGUGUACACAUUUGGAAUACACAGACGGGUGCAUUAGUUCACAGCUAUCGGGGAACAGGGGGUAUUUUUGAGGUGUGUUGGAAUGCAGCAGGGGACAAAGUUGGAGCAAGUGCAUCAGAUGGUUCAGUUUGUGUAUUAGACCUACGAAAAUAGCGCUACUGGUUGGAAGCCAUGGACCGACUAUGAAUGUGUACAUAGCCAAAAUGACUGUCCCUGACCCAUGUACUGCUAUAGUCCCACUUAACCAUGGCCAGUCCACUUCAGCCAAACCGAAAUCAAAACCUAUACAUAGAUAUUUAAAGUUAAAAACAAAUCCCUGCAAAAUGUUGCACCUCAAGAGGACAGAGAUCUAUCACAACUAAUGAAUAUAUGCGCUGGAAACGGGUUUCUCUAGAAUAUCGUCUGGAAAAAAUUCCGAAGAGCAUUGAUCAUUAAACAGAACAGAUAUACCAGACACAGGAGAUGGUGAACAUUCUCUACAUCCCGCAUUUUUUUUAUUUUUCAAAUUCCAGCUUCAGUAUCCAGCGACCCAUUGUUUUAUUUUUAAAUCACUUUGCCUUUACAGAUCUUGGGCUAUUUACUUGAGCAAUAGUUUUGUUCUUGGCUUUGAAACAUGUUAUUUUAUAGGGGGUGGGGAAAAUUCUCUUAUGACUGCAUAUAAUACUUUGUUUUUCUUUUCAUUCUCUUUUACCUCCUUGGUCUACCACUGCUCCAUUUCUUACAGAUGAAAAUUGAUUGCCUGGACUCAGUACAGGCAAUAAUGGUUUAAAUCAUUUAAAUAUUGCCUGUAAAAAAUACAGUCACAUAAAAAAAAAAAAACACAAAAAAAAACACAAAAACAGAGGUAACAUUCUGUUUAUUUUCUGGUGACGUGGCUGGAUGUUUAUUUGGGACGUAAAUCUGCCAAACCUGAAGGGCACAAAAAUAAAGAUCAGACAGCAGGCACUGACGUGUCUCUUGUUUGUUUAGACCAUAAACA
This is a messenger RNA of Xenopus tropicalis (tropical clawed frog), 3056 nucleotides long. It is a transcript of the gene tbl1xr1, whose product is annotated as transducin (beta)-like 1 X-linked receptor 1. Bases 656 to 2230 code for a protein of 524 amino acids. Gene Ontology annotation, molecular function: transcription corepressor activity; transcription cis-regulatory region binding. Gene Ontology annotation, biological process: positive regulation of transcription by RNA polymerase II. The transcript has 18 exons. The record is from RefSeq and is a predicted model, not a curated record. Gene Ontology annotation, cellular component: nucleoplasm; nucleus. Lineage: Eukaryota; Metazoa; Chordata; Amphibia; Anura; Pipidae.